Molecule: messenger RNA, 777 nt
Organism: Theobroma umbraticum
Lineage: Eukaryota; Viridiplantae; Streptophyta; Magnoliopsida; Malvales; Malvaceae
Source: RefSeq, a predicted model, not a curated record
AUUGUGUAUACGUUAGCACCAGCAAGAAAUCAGUGUCAUAAUUCUACUCCUAGACUAAAGAUAUCAGGGCAAAAAAGAAGUGCAAUGGUAGUUCUGUCAAGCAACAUGUUCAAGUCGGUAUCAUUGUUCUCUAUGUUGCUUCUUGCCCGUUCAAUUUUAGGGCAUAAUCCUGCUCAGGUCGUCUUUAUCCUAGCAGGACAGAGCAACAUGGCAGGCAGGGGUGGCGUUGCCAGUGGCAAGUGGGACGGAAGUGUCCCGCCACAGUGCCAACCCAACCCUUCGAUUCUCCGACUCACUGCUAACCUCACUUGGGAAGAAGCACGCGACCCCCUCCAUGAUGACAUUGAUGUGGGAAGAAUUUGUGGGGUUGGACCCGGGAUGGCAUUUGCUAAUGAGAUUCGAACUCGUGGCUCGGGGAUUGGCGUGUUGGGUCUGGUCCCUUGUGCUGUUGGUGGGACUGCCAUAAACAAAUGGGCAAGAGGGAGUCAUUUGUAUAAUCAAUUGGUGACGCGUGCCAAUGAGUCAGUGAAGGAUGGUGGAGCGAUUCGGGCCAUUUUGUGGUAUCAAGGAGAGAGCGAUACUGGUACUAAAGGGAAUGCUGAGGCAUAUAAAGGGAAGUUGGAGAAGCUCAUUCAGGACUUGCGCUCUGAUCUAAACCUACCGUCUCUUCCAUUUAUCCAGGUGGCACUUGCAUCUGGAGAAGCAUUUGUAGAGAUAGUGAGAAAAGCCCAAAUGGAGAUCAACCUCCUGAGAGGUUCGGCACACGGAUUAGCUUAA